Messenger RNA from Bombyx mori (domestic silkworm), 3306 nucleotides. RefSeq lists its product as uncharacterized. The coding region runs from base 309 to 1730 and encodes 473 amino acids. The record is from RefSeq and is a predicted model, not a curated record. NCBI's taxonomy places the organism in Eukaryota, Metazoa, Arthropoda, Insecta, Lepidoptera, Bombycidae. The transcript has 5 exons.
GGCACUUGGCAGUACAGUGAGUAUGAGGUGAUAACGAAAACGUCGGGGCGCGAGCGACGUCUCAGACCAGUAGUCACUGUAUUGAGUAGCCAGUUCGACUCUACAUGCGACGUGGAGCGCCACGAUAUUCUAGACUAUAAGCUCCAUACAUAACCGCGAAAAUAAACAUUAACUAUCUCUCCGAUAAAACGAUACCGCAUAUCAGUUUGUGAUAACUCGCCAAUGUGAUAAGAGCCGAAAUUGUGGUGGAAACUUGUCGCCGUUUGUGUAUUAUGUAAAACAAUAUUUGUGAAUUUUCUGGUGUAAUUAUGGCAGCCACAGCGGGUCCUCGCAAAACGGUCUCUAUCUACGACUACCCGGAACAUCUGAAUCCAUUUCAUGAAGAAGAUAAUCACAAUAAGAUAAGAUUCUGGACUAUCGGUCGUAAGCUAAAUAGAUCUAACAGCAUCACUUUUUCUGGAAUCAAAGACCUUAAAAAUUCGUGGGCCUUUAGAUCGUUUUUAAAGAAAGGCAAAAAAGGUAGUCAAACACAAGAAAAAUCCAAAACAAAUCAGGCCAAUGGAGAUUCCAGUCCGAUUUUAUUCAGGCGAGCUAUGCAUUAUUCGUCGAUGACUCCAGGCAAUCGAAGUACUGUGGGCUCACCAGAACGUUACGUCUACGGAGGGUCCGUCACUCCGCUACCACGUUCAAGGUUCCAAGAAAGAUUGCGAAGUUCCAGUCAAUAUGAUACUAAUUCGCUUAGCGCUACCCCAAGAAUGGCCCGCAGUGAGGUUACUGGGUCUAGACUAAGCGUGGCAAGUACAAACCCAUUUGACGAGGAUCCUGUGCCGCCGAUCCGCGCGUCGCGACGCAAAAAGAAACGAGCCCCUCUACCACCGGCCCCUGCCUCCGCAGACGUAACGGUGAACAGCGAAAUUUCGGAAUUGAACAUUAGUGAAACUGAAACGAACACACAAUCCAAAACGGAAACUGAUUUGGAAUUAGAGGAUAUGAACCUGAAGAUUGAACUUAAGAUUGUCGAAGAUGAAGAUGUACAGAGAAAGACCACAGACGAAAUAAAUCUUCAUAUUGCGGAGCCAGAGGACUCGGAAAACAAUAACAUAGUAAAAAAUGAGGUUAAAACGCCGGAAGUUACAGCUGAAGAACAAAACUUAGAAAUAAAAUCGAGUGAAAUAAAUGCAGAAGAGAACAAGGAACAAAACGUUUUGCAUAAUGCUGACUCCGAAGACAACAUCAUAAACACAGUUGAAUUCCCAAAAGUUGAUAUCACUAAAUACAGAAGGAAUUCCAGUGUUAACGAGGACGACAUUCGGUUACGUCGAGGUAACUUAGAAGACUUUCAUACGCUAACGAAUAAAAGAAGUAAAAGUGUGACGAAUUCAUUAGAUACCAGUCACGUGACAUAUGAUAUACAUUUGAACGACAACGAAACAAACGGGAGGGAAGAAUUAAAAAAAGUAGUGUGCAAAGUUUAUGAUGAUGAAUCACGUAAGCAAAGCAUAACCAGUACCGAAAAAGAAUUUCUGGAAAUAGAUAAGGCAACAAGAGAACUUGAAAGAGAAAUAAGCAAACUCAACUCGGCAUUGCACGAAGAAGACAUACCGUCUGUAGAAGAACGUUUAUCUGUGUCUGAAAUUAAAAAACGUUUUGAUAAAAGCGAAAACUCGUCACCAAAUCCAAUACCAAAGCCCAGGAGGAGUCAUUACGGUGGGUCAAGUUCCCCUGUAUGAAAUCUAUUUUAUGUUUUACGUUACUUAUUAUAGUGAAGACUACAAUGAACGUUAGCUACAACGAAAAUAAAACAUUUUGUCAUAUGUAUACCAAGACAAAAAAAAUUACUUGCUGUUCCUAUAGAUAGUUUUUCAAAAAACCAAUGUAUAAAUAUAUCUUGGAAGAAUCUACUCCUGAAAAUAAUUUGGUGGAUAAUUUCCGAUAGAUAUUACAAGUGUAAAUUUUAGAUCAAAAGCAUAAGGUUGUAUAUUUGUGAUAAAAUCAGUCUUACACGGAUCCGUGUGUGUGAUUUUUCGUUCUUUUUUUUUUGAUUUGACGACGGCUUAUGCUUAUUUGGAAGAAUUAUUAAAUAAAUCUUCUAAUACCUAAUAUUCACGUCUAUAAUAUAUUGAAGCAGAAAUAAUCAUAAAUAGUCGAAUUUGUAAUGUCGACUUUGUAAAUUGUAAUCUUGAUGAAUAUAGAGAUGUUUAUUUUUCACGUCCGAUAAAAGCACAAAAGUUAAUUGUAGGUUUUAAUAAAAUUACAAAAACUGACAUGUGCUGUGGAUGAUUCGUAAAAAAAUAUACUACCGUAUGCAUUAAGUUAUAGAGCUUUUUUUUUAAUUUAGGGGCUAAUGCAAUAUGUUGACGUUUAACACUUCAUACAUUAAGUGCAUAAUAAUAUACAUAGGUCCUGUGUCUUUGUUUAUUAUGUUAAAAACUUGUGAUUAACUAUUUAUUAUGUAUGUGAAUGAUUAAAUAAUAAAUAGGUAGGCAAUGUAUAAUCGCAUUAUAUGCCAUAAAACCUAGGACGCUGGGUUUAGAAUUAGAUUUCAUUGUGAUAAUCACUUACUACUUAUUGAGUACAUAUACAUAAAGACAAGCUUCAGUGUAGUACACCUUAUAACAGUCCCUUUAACUUUCAUGAAUAAUAAUAAUGUGAUGUUUAUGGUCAACAAAUUUAGAAUAUCAAUUGAUAAUUUAAUAGUAAUAUAUAUAUUUUUUAUUAAAGUGUAAAUUAGUGUAAAGCUAAAAAGAAAAAAGGUAAUAUCACCAUAUUUGCAGAAAAUCAUAGCUAAUAAGUUCAUUGUGAAACCGUAAUCUAAAGGGAAGGCAGUAAGUACUGCAGUAGACAUGGAACGGGGCAUCAGAAUAUUUCUAAUUGUUUUACAUGGCGUGCAGUGCAACGAUCUCAAGAAUAAUCAUGUCGCGUGAAAAGAUCAAGAAUUUUAAUUUAAAGCAUCCAUUUAUAACAGUAAAAGAAAAUCGAAAAUUUAUAAUAUCAAUUAUGAAUUUUCAGUGUAAUGUUUCCCCCAAGUGAAACAGGGAAUAAGGAAAAUAAAGUUUAUCCGAUACGCUAAACACAUAUUUAGCUAUCUUCAUUGUGAACUCGUAAUCUAAAGCGAAGGCGUUUUACAUUGGGUGCAGUUCAAAACAUUUAUGAGAACGUUUUUUUUUUUCAGUUUUCCAUUGUGUCAGAAAUCAUUGACUUACAUAGCUGGUAAUUUAGUUUUCAGAUUCCAGUAUGCGUCAUACCAUGCUGAGGGUUAUUUGUUAGAGAGAACUAUUAUUUGUUAAUAAAUUAUUUUAUUUACUA